Molecule: messenger RNA, 1595 nt
Organism: Morone saxatilis (striped sea-bass)
Lineage: Eukaryota; Metazoa; Chordata; Actinopteri; Moronidae
Product: protein LBH
Exons: 4
Coding region: 192-512 (106 amino acids)
Source: RefSeq, a predicted model, not a curated record
ACUUCACCGGGAGCCUCGCGCGCCCCACCGCCUGUCGCCCACAACAGCCCGCAUCAUCAUCACCAUCAUCAUCAUCACCACCAUCAUCAUCAUCAUCCUCCUCAUCAUCAGCAUCAGCAGCAUCAGUGUGAUGAAGCAGCGGAGGACGGAGACCUUCCUGCUCUGAGACACUGGAUCAGCGCGCAGACAGGAUGACUGAGGUGAUGAACUCUCUGGAGCCGGGUACGGAGGACUUCAGCGCGGGUGGAGCAGGAGCAGAUCAGGGCGCAAUCUUCCCAGAUACCCAUGAAAGGUAUCCAAAGUUGUCCAAGAGGCUUCCCUCCAUCGUGGUCGAGCCGACGGAUGGAGCCGAGGUGGAGAGCGGCGAGCUCCGCUGGCCGCCAGAUGAGCCGAGCUGUCCGGACGCCCAGAGUGAGAGACAGAGUGUGGAGGGGCAAACUGCAGAUGAGGAACAGUUGAGCGUCAGCGUGGACGAAGAGGCUUCAGGUGCGGAAAUGCAGGACUCCAACUGAACAAACUCUCCUCCUGCGUAAUCCACCGCUACUGUGAGUGUGUCCAGACUUGGAUGAAUGGAAACGAGUCAAAUAGAAGAAGAGCACGUUGCUUUGAUAGAAAGAUCUCUGAGACAGGGGAGGAAGGGUAGAAAAACAGAUUCCCAAACCCCAGCUCACGGGCUUGGAGCCAGAAUCCUGUUGCCACUUUCUUUAAAUAGAUUUACAAGAAGGUGUUUUUUCUUUUCGUGUACUCAUCUACGCUGAUGAAGGAGGUUGUUCUGACACAUGUAAGCUAUUGAAGAUAAUUGUUGCCACCUUAGACCUUCUGGCUGUUUUUUUUUUCUUGAGAAGCUGUCUGCCUUUUUAAAUUGAAAAAAAUAUACUUUAACUGUUGGCAGCAGACAUGUUUUUAAUGUCAGAAUUUAAAGUACAGAGUCUGAAUCUCCAGUUUAAGAGAGUUAAAACCGUCUAAUAUAUCUGUUGUCACAUUUCAAGCUUUGCGAUUUUGAUAUAUAUAUAUAUAUAUAUAUAUAUUUAUUUUAAUUCUCUGGCUCCAAGCCCUCACCGUCCAGAUGCCCACAAUGUCACAUCUGAUCUGGACAGAUUUUUAAAUUUCUAAAUGCUGUCUUAAGUAUUUAGCUCAUGUGUGCCAUACUGCUACUACUAAUGGUAGCUAAUGUUUUUUGUGCACAGUUUUUACAUUAACUCUAGAUGUAAAUUACAUCACUGUAUGUUAAGUGCUGACUGCUGUAGUUUGGUGAUCUUGGUCUCACUAUUCACUUUGUAAUAAUAGCUACGAUGUUUUAAAGAAGAGUAUUUGAUUAAGAAAGCCGUCAUCACUUUAUUCGAUGUUAUUACGAUAAAUUCUCUAAUAUAUUAGAAUAUGUAAGCAUUGUCUUCAUACGGUAGGUGUUAAAAGGAAUGUAAUCGUUUUCUGUUUUACUUAUUGGAGCAAUAUGUUCACAGGAAUUUAAAGGCAGUCCAUUUUGUUACAGAAGUAAAAAUAACCAGUAUAUUUUAGAUGUGUGUCGCUUGUCACAGACAUGAUAUUUUUUAAAAUACUGGAAACCUAAAUUAUUGCACAAGUAAUAAACCUUUUCA